Messenger RNA from Penicillium malachiteum, 1548 nucleotides. RefSeq names its product coatomer subunit delta. Lineage: Eukaryota; Fungi; Ascomycota; Eurotiomycetes; Eurotiales; Aspergillaceae. Bases 1 to 1548 code for a protein of 515 amino acids. Gene Ontology annotation, biological process: Golgi localization; retrograde vesicle-mediated transport, Golgi to endoplasmic reticulum; endoplasmic reticulum to Golgi vesicle-mediated transport. The record is from RefSeq and is a predicted model, not a curated record. The transcript has 4 exons. Gene Ontology annotation, cellular component: cytosol; COPI vesicle coat.
AUGGUCGUUCUCGCAGCAUCGAUAUGUACUCGCGGAGGCAAAGCGGUCCUCUCGCGUCAGUUCCGCGAAAUUUCUCGGUCUCGAAUUGAAGCCCUUCUUGCUGCAUUCCCUAAACUUGCGGAUUCGGGAACUCAACACACCACUGUCGAGCAAGACAACGUGCGCUUCGUGUACCAGCCAUUGGAUGAGUUGUACAUCGUCCUGAUCACCAACCGUCAAUCCAACAUUCUUCAGGAUAUCGACAGUCUGCACCUCUUUGCUCAAGUUACUACCAGCAUUUGCAAGAGCCUCGAUGAGCGUGAAAUCGUGCGCAAUGCAUUCGAGCUACUGAGCGCAUUCGAUGAGUUGGUCACAUUGGGUUACCGGGAGAACUUGUCCUUGGCCCAGAUUAAGACCUUCUUGGAGAUGGAGAGUCAUGAAGAGAGAAUCCAAGAGAUCAUUGAGCGAAACAAAGAAUUGGAGGCUAGCGAAGAGCGGAAGCGGAAAGCCAAGCAGUUGGAGAUGCAGCGCAAGGAGGCUGCUCGUUCAGGCCGUAGUGCUGCUCCCCGAGCUCCGAAUUACCCUGUUUACACACCACCUUCCCGUCCAUCAGUGCCGGAUACCUAUGAUUCUUAUGAAGCGGAGAAGAAGAAGACAUUCGCGAAGCCUCUCCCCACCCGUGGCAAGGGUAUGCAACUUGGCAAGAAGUCCAAGGCAACCGAUAUCUACGAGAAGGUCCGUGGUGACUAUGGCCCCGAGGCCGAGGAGGAGAGCCCUCUGGUCACUCCCCAAGUGUCUACACCAGUACAAGAGCCUGUCUCUGCCCGCGAGUCCCUGACAGCGGACCGUGAGCCUAUCCAUGUAACCAUUGCCGAAACCAUUUCUGCAACCCUCACCCGCGAAGGUUCCUUGAAGUCGUUUGAAGUCAAGGGUGACCUUCAGCUGCGAAUUAGCGAUCCGUCUUUCACAAAACUGCGUCUCGAUUUACACGCCAACCAAACCCAGGGUGCCCAGUUCCGAACCCACCCCAAUGUGGACAAGGCCCUCUUCACUAGCUCUUCUGCCAUCCAGCUCAAGGACACCACAAAGCGAUUCCCGACAAAUAAUGCCAUUGGUGUUUUGCGGUGGCGUGUCGCUAGCUCGGCUGAUAAUGCCGAUAUUCUGCCCAUCACAUUCACCGUGUGGGUUAACAAGGGCUCUGACUCGACCACCGUCACAGUCGAGUACGAGCUGACCGGCAGUGAUAGUCUUCGGGAUGUCGUUGUUACCAUUCCUUAUGGUUCUUCAGAGCCUUCUGUUUCCAGCUUCGAUGCUGUGUAUGAAGUUUCGGGUGACAGCCUGGACUGGAACCUCGGUGCUGUUGAUGAGUCGAACCCCUCCGGCAGUUUCGAAUUUGAGACUACCGACGGUGAUGAGGAUCAGUUCUUCCCUAUGAGUGUCAGAUUUACUAAGACACAGCCAUUUGUGGAUGUCGAUGUUACUGAUGUCUCACUCUUGGAGAUGGAAGGCGAGAGCACCGGCUUUUCCAAGGAUGUCCGUAGCGUUGCAGAGAACUUCCUAAUUGAGUAG